Molecule: messenger RNA, 357 nt
Organism: Fusarium sp. VM40
Lineage: Eukaryota; Fungi; Ascomycota; Sordariomycetes; Hypocreales; Nectriaceae
Source: the annotation of a GenBank genome assembly
AUGGGCAAGCGCAAGUCCUCAAGCAAGCCCAUGGGGCCCAAGAAGAAAGAACCUCUCCCCACCACUUUCGCAUGCCUCUUCUGCAACCAUGAAAACUCGGUCUCGGUCAAGCUUGACAAGAAGGCUGGCGUUGGCCAACUCGACUGUCGCGUUUGCGGACAAAAGUUCCAAUGCGCUGUCAACUAUCUGUCCGCUGCGGUUGACGUCUACGGCGAAUGGGUUGAUGCGGCCGAUGCCGUCGCAAAGGAGGAUAAUGCGGAGCCUGGAUACGGUGGCACAGCUCGAGGAUCUGGACGCGGUAACCGAACGGCGGUCGAAGAAGACUACGACGAUCAAUACGGAGAGGAUGACUAUUAA